Aplysia californica (California sea hare) is the source of this 1932-nucleotide messenger RNA. RefSeq names its product eukaryotic translation initiation factor 2 subunit 1. The record is from RefSeq and is a predicted model, not a curated record. Gene Ontology annotation, molecular function: translation initiation factor activity; RNA binding; ribosome binding. Gene Ontology annotation, cellular component: multi-eIF complex; eukaryotic 48S preinitiation complex; eukaryotic translation initiation factor 2 complex. Bases 95 to 1111 code for a protein of 338 amino acids. Lineage: Eukaryota; Metazoa; Mollusca; Gastropoda; Aplysiida; Aplysiidae. The transcript is spliced from 8 exons.
CAAAACGCGGCGUACCGUCACUGGCCACUCCAAUCGACUACGACGUUAAUGGCUGACAGGAACUAGAUUUCAUGUGGCAUUGAUAUUAGUCAAAAUGGUGCUGACAUGUCGCUUUUACAAGAACAAGUUCCCAGAAGUGGAAGAUGUAGUGAUGGUAAAUGUGCGCUCCAUCGCAGAGAUGGGAGCGUAUGGUCGCCUUCUGGAGUACAAUGAUAUUGAAGGCAUGAUCCUGCUCAGCGAAUUGUCGAGAAGAAGAAUUCGUUCAAUCAACAAGCUUAUACGUGUCGGACGCAGUGAAUGUGUUGUCGUCAUCAGAGUUGACAAAGAUAAAGGAUACAUCGAUCUGUCAAAAAGAAGAGUGUCUCCCGAGGAAGUGAUUAAAUGUGAAGAGAAAUUUGCAAAGGCCAAAGCAGUAAACAGCAUCCUCAGGCAUGUAGGUGAACUGAUGGGUUACAAAACUGAUGAGAGGCUUGAGGAGUUGUAUGAGAAAACAGCUUGGUUCUUUGAUGAAAAGUACAGCAAACCUGGCUUUUCUUAUGAGGCCUUCAAGCAUGCUGUGCAAAACCCAAAUGUUUUGGAUGAGUGUGACAUUGAUGAGGACACAAAGAAAUGUUUAUAUGACAACAUUUGUAGGAGACUGACUCCACAGCAAAUGAAAAUAAGAGCAGAUAUCGAUGUCGAAUGCACAUAUUAUGAUGGAGUUGACGCAGUAAAAAGUGCACUGAAGAAAGGCUUGGAAAUGUCAACAGAGAACAUGCCAAUCAAGAUCAACUUGAUAGCUCCUCCUCUGUAUGUGGUGACAACGAGCACUUUGGAGAGAAACGAAGGGUUGGAAAGACUCAACAAAGCCCUGGAUGCCAUCAAGGCUGAGAUCACAGCAGCUAAAGGAGUCUUCAAUCUCCAGAAAGAGGCUCGUGUUGUCUCUGACAUUGAUGAGAUUGAACUGGAGAAACAGCUGCUGAAACUGGAGGAGGCCAACCAGGAAAGAGCUGGAGACGAUGAUUCUGAGGAGGAGGGAGAUGAGGAUGAAGAUGACGAGGAGGGAGAAGGCAAGGGUGAGAAAAAAGGCGGCGAGGAAGAUGGUGAAGAGGAAGAUGGUGAAGAGGAUUGAGCUGCCAGUUUGUUGUCAGUACAUACUUGUGUAUUUGUAAUAUCGGUGGAGUGACUGGAUCAUGAAGGAUGUGUGGUUACAGGUGACAGUGUGCAAUGAUAUCCUCUGUUGUAUUACAUCUAUCUUUUCAUUCUUUUACCUUCAAAGGUUGCAUAUUUAUUCUGCCAUCAAUGAUAGUCUAAGAAGCAAGUUUGCGAGGAAAUUGAUUCUUUAAAAGAUGAUAGGAUAAAUGCCUCGUAUGGUGAGGUUUGAAAUAGAUAUGUCGAGGGAAAGAAGCACUAAAGGCACAACAUUGGUAAGCUUGUAGCCUAUAUAAUUACAUGGAACCUGCAAUGUACUGAACUUUAUCGUACCUUGCUCAGCAUGUAUGUAUAGUCUCUGUAAAGGUCUAUUGUGUCCAGUAUUCUAUGCAUGGUGUCUAUCAAAAUGCUGAUGUCUUUGAGGAAGGGGGGGGGGGGGGGGGGGGUCUGCUUGCUUGGGUUUGUUUUUUUUCAUUGUUUUCUUCUAUUUUUUACAAUACUAUGGUUCUUUUUCCUUUUUUAACUUCUCUUUUCUUCAGGGUGUGGUCUCCAUUUGAAAGUCUGCCACGGUUUCAGUGCAUGUGGCAGAAAUUCUGCGUAAGAACAAAAUAUGCCUCUAGUCUUCAAACACUUAAUUUUGUAUUUUAAGUGAAGGGUUCAAAAGUUCAGCUAUAGGGAUGGAUUAAUAGUUAUUUUUAGAUAUUUUAAUGUUUUAUCUCAGUGAAAAGAUUUGUUCUGUCACAAAGGUUGCAGUAGACUGAUUGAUUCCAUGAUUAUGUGAAUAAAUCAAAAUGCAUCGGA